Molecule: messenger RNA, 1692 nt
Organism: Meloidogyne enterolobii
Lineage: Eukaryota; Metazoa; Nematoda; Chromadorea; Rhabditida; Meloidogynidae
Source: the annotation of a GenBank genome assembly
AUGUUUAACAAAAAUAUUAAAUUUAUUUUAUUAAUUAAAUGUUUAUUUUUUAUUUUUAUUAAAAAAUCUGAGGAAGCUAAUAUUCUUGUUAUAAGUCCAGCUCUUUCUUUAAGUCUUAUAUAUAAAAUGGGACAUUUAGCUGAUUUAUUGGUUAAUGCUGGACAUAAUGUUACAGUUUUUAUACCAGAAAUGGAUAAUAUUGAGGAAACUGGAACAAAAUUUGCACAGAAAAUAAUUAGAAUGAAAGGACUUUUUAAUGUUAUUGAACAAAUAACUAAUUUUGAUGCAUUUAAUGAAGAAAUAUCUUCCUAUUCUGCAAGGCGUUCAGAAGAUGAAGGAAUGGUUAUUUACUGUGAAUCAAUUUUAAAGAAAAAGGAUGAACUUGAAAUACUUAAAAAUUCUAAUUUUGAUUUGGCUUUUUCAAAUAUGAUAGAUUAUUGCCUUCAAGGAAUUAUUAAAUAUUUGGGAAUUGAAAAACAAAUUUGGAUUAGUACUGGACCUUUACCUGAAGGACCUCUUUGGUUUUUAGGUAAAAAAAUAAUUAUUUGUUCUUCCUUCUUUAUUAUUUAUUUAGGUAUUCCAUUACCUCUAAGCAUUUCUCCUCUAUUACAAGAAACAACAAUGUUAGGUCCAAAAAUGAAUAUGAUGGAAAGAGCAACAAAUAUUUGGCAAUUUGCUUUGAGUUGGUAUUCUUUUAUGCAAACAUUGAGAAAAGUUUUGCUAAAAAUUCCAAAAAUUCUUUUAAAAAUUUUUAAGGAAAAUGAACUAUUUCGAUCAUAUAUUUCUCCAAAUUUUCCUUCAUUAGAUAAAGUUUUGUCACAAGUUGAUUUAGCUUUUGUUUAUAAUGAUGAAUUUCUUGAUCCUGCAUUGCCUACACUGCCGAAGGUUAUUUCGAUUGGCGGAUUGGGAAUAAAGCCUGCUAAUUAUUCAAUAAAUAAAUUGGGUAUUAAAAUUGUUAAGGCUAUUGAAUCGGGCAAAAAAGGAACAAUUAUUUUUUCAAUGGGAAGUAUAACUGAUACUAAAUCUCUUAAUAAAGAAAAAUGGCAAAAUAUUCUUAAAGCCUUCUCUUAUUUUGAGGAAUAUUCUUUUAUUGUUAAAAUAAGUGCUGCAGAUAAAUUUACUCAAGAAUAUACAAAAAAUAUGCCAAACAUACAUUUGUUUGAAUGGUUUCCACAAUCUGAUUUACUUGGACAUCCAAAAAUUAGAUUAUUUAUAACGCAUGGAGGAUAUAAUUCUUUAAUUGAAAGUACAAUUAGAGGUGUUCCUGUUUUAAUUAUUCCUCUUUUCUUUGAUCAAUUAAGGAAUUCUAAAUGUGCUGAAUAUAGAGGAAAUGGAAGGAUAUUAAUUAGAAAAGAUUUAUUAAAUUUAGAAAAAAUUAAAGAAAAAAUUAAUGAAAUGUUAAUUAAUAUAAGUUAUUACAAACAAAAUUCUCAACGUUUAUCUAAUCUUCACAAUCAAAAACCAAAUAGACCAGAAGAAGCUAUAAUUAAAUGGACAGAAUUUGUUAUUUCUAAUGGCCCUUUAAAAGAAAUGAUUCCAGAAACUGUUAACCUUUCAUUAAUAGAAUAUUUAUGUUUAGAUAUUUUAUUUUUUAUUUUAAUUAUAAUUAUUUUAAUUAUUUUAAUUUUAAUUAAAAUAAUUAAAAAAUUAAUUAUUAAUUUAUUUUUUACAAAAAAACAUAAAAAAGAUUAA